Messenger RNA from Triplophysa rosa, 1028 nucleotides. Its product is annotated as YLP motif-containing protein 1-like. The record is from RefSeq and is a predicted model, not a curated record. The coding region runs from base 270 to 1028 and encodes 252 amino acids. The transcript is spliced from 3 exons. NCBI's taxonomy places the organism in Eukaryota, Metazoa, Chordata, Actinopteri, Cypriniformes, Nemacheilidae.
GAAGAAUACUGACUCAUCACGCAAAUACUGACGUCACGCUCAUGCUGGCUGGAGCAGAAGGACUGUCGUGCUCGCGUAGUCUGUGCUAAAACGGUAUUUUAUGUUUUGCAUAUUUGUAAAGUUAAAAACAUAUUUGGCAUUUUCGCUUGAUAGUUACAAUUAACGCUAUAUAUAAUAUAUAUAUAUUUGCAAAGUUGUAGCAAUAAGUAACCGGUCUCAUGCGAUCAGGCGGCUAGGCCUCGUCUGCUCCGCAGUGUUUCGAAGCAAGAAUGCAUCCUUCUUGGGGCGGUUACGGAGGGGGACACCAGCCUCCCCCGCACGUCGGCCCGCGGCCGCAUCAGUUCAGAGCAGCUCAGCCUCCAGGAGGAGGACAUGCUGGAUAUGGAGCUCCAUCUAUUACAGGGUCAUCUAAUUUCUCUAGUUUUCACGAACAACAUUUGCAACAGAUGCAGCAGUUGCAGCAGCUCCAUCAAAAGCAACUUCAGUCUGUACUGCACCACCCCGGCGGCAGCGGUGCUGGAUUUGGCAGCGGCCCUCCAUCAUACUGGCAAGCAAGCGGCGCUGUUCAUUCAGCGCCCCCAAACAAUUUUCAAGAUCCAUUAUCCAUAAAAGCUUCUGCGGGCCUUCCUCAGCUUCCACUGUCGGAACUGAAGCCUCCACCCCCCGAGUCGUCAUUUUCAUCUGCAGCGCAGAACCAAGCUCCAAAACCAAAGGUUAGCGAUGCCAGUGGGUCGGAAGCGGAUACAAAGCCCGACUUUUCUUCGAUGUCUCAACAGGAGCAGCAGGACUAUUGGUACGAGCAGCACCGUCAGAAUUUACAGAAGCUUAAAAAUGAAACGUCGAAGCAGAACCAGAGUUUAGUCAGUAACUCGUCAGGUGGGAACUCUGACCCAGCCCGCCCGCAGCAGGAGGUUGCUUGCUUAGUGAUGGAUGGAAUGCCUGUUCCUCAGCCAAUGGGGGAAGAAGGAGGGGCAAAAAAUAGCACGCUGACCCACCUAGGGGGGGGAACGGUGCUUUCGCAGGCGUAG